UUCUUUUUUUUUUUUCUUCCAUUUUCUUUCAGGCCAGCGGCCCCCCUUUCCUCCACCUCCACCUCCACCUCUUGCGAGUCGAUCAAGCAACACUCAUCGUCAUGGUGGACUGGCAACCCGAUCCGCAAAUCUACAUGCGGCUGCGCGAGCUGCUGACGGCGAGCCACUUGAAUCCAAACCAGCUGUCGGUGCGCCACGGCCUGGAGCAGCUCGUCCUGGUCCCGGACUGGAACAACUAUCUCGCGACCGUGUUUGCCAUCGACACGAGUGCCAACGAGCCAGACCGCACCCUCGCAGGGCUGAUGCUCAAGAACGACAUAACGGGGUUUAUUUUCAACUCGCUGCGUCCACCGCAAGAGCAAGACAGCACCGUCCUGCCCAUCUCCGAUGCCUGCCUGGCCUAUAUUAAGCGAACGUGCAUUUCCAUGCUUGCCGCCCCGUCAAAGCAAGCGCGCACCACCUUUGCGAUGAUUGCAUCGGCCAUUAUCGUGCACUCCGCGUCCCAUCUCGACGCUUGGCCCGAGCUCGCAUACGCCAUUCCCAGUGCUCUCGAAUCUGAAGACAUAAAUCUCCUUGAUGGCGCCAUUACUUGUAUCUCUGUAUUGACCGAGGAUGCAAUCUCGUUCGCCAAGACGGAGCUGCUCGCUACUCUCGAUGCACGCUUCGCGCUCAAGUUAAUGCAGCUCUUCCAAGUCCCAGUCUCGCAAAUUCAGUCCAGUUCCAUUCAAUGCAUCAAGAGCAUGAUUGCAGCCGAGACUUCCGUAGUAUCUCAACACACAGCGCUCUUGGUGCAGAGCAUUUUUGCCGCUGUUGGCUCCAUGUCCGAUCAAGUCAUCACUCUGCUUGUGUGCCAACUGCUGGUGGAGCUGAUUGAGAAGGAUUUUGCCGCCGUGGCUGCUACCGAGCACUUCCAAACUGUGAUCGAAUUCAUGCUACACUGCACCAUGCAACCGCAAGAAGCGAUUGCACUCGAGUCCUGCGAGUUUUGGAUUGCAGCCAUUGCCGAUCAUGCCGAUCGAAAUUCAGCCAUUUCAGCAACCGCGCGCCAGGCGUUCCGUCUCUACUUGCCCAGGCUGCUUCCUGCGCUGCUCUACCGAAUGGAGUAUUCAGCGCGAGAAUUGCAAGAGCUGGAGCGGGCCAUGGCAACUCCGGUCGCCGCCGAAUAUGGACAUUUCGUGCGACCACGCACGCACGAGGCUGCGCAUUCUGGUGCUAACAAUGCUGACGAUGAUGAUGACGAUGACGAUGACGACGGUGACGAUGACGACGAUGAAGAAUUCGGCGACAAGGACUGGACAUUGCGAAAAUGCGCCGCUUCCGCGCUUGAUCUGUUCGCACACCUCUUCUCGGGUACGCUUUGGGAGCAGCUUCUGCCUUUGCUGUACGACAUGCUGCGAUCACCCGAGUGGAAGCAGCGUGAAGUCGGCAUUCUCGCCUUGGGUGCGGUUGCGGAGGGAUGCCAAGGGAGCAUGCAAAAUGCCCUGCCGCAGCUGGUGCCUUUCCUGCUCGCGUCCUUGUCGGACCAACAGCCGCUGCUCAUUCGGUCGAUUAGCUGCUGGACGCUCAUGCGAUAUAGCUCGUGGGUGGCUGACAAUCACGCUGGCACUCCGGAAAACCCCAACAUUUUCUUUGAGGUUUUGCAAGGCUUUUUGCACUGUGUCAACACGACCGCCAGGCGGUUGCAGGAGACUGCUUGCAGUGCGCUUGCGGCCUUCGAGGACAACGCGGGAGACUUGCUGGUGCCUCACUUGGAAAUGAUUAUUUCAACGCUAGUCCAUGUGCUUCCUUCCUACGAGGGUCGGGCGCUUACCAUUCUAUACGAUGUCAUUGGCUCUCUCGCGGAAGCCGUUGGCAGCGAACUAAAUCAGCCGCAUCUGGCCGAAAUGCUCAUGCGUCCGCUCAUCCAUCGCUGGCAGACCGUUGAACCCAGCGCACUUGAGCAGUGGUCGUUGCCGCUACUAGAGUGCUUGGCUGCAACCUGCCGUGCACUUCAGACUGGCUUCAUUCCGUUCGCACCGAUGACACUGCAGAAAUGCGUCGUCAUCAUCCAGUCGGGUCUUCGCGUGCUGGCGGAGAUUCCGACGGAACAAUUCGAACAAGACGCGGUCAUUGCUGCGCUGGACAUGCUUUCGGCUCUGGCCGAGGGCCUGGACACGCAGUUUGAGAGCACGCUCUCGGAGGGAAUUCCUUUUGUUAUUCAGCUUUUGCCGCUUUGCCACGGUAGCUUCAACCCGGACAUUCAGCUUUCCGUCUUCUCGCUGAUUGGCGAUUUUGCACAAACGUGUUUCGGCCGCAUCCAGCCGUCCGCCGUGCCCCUGAUGCAGAUGCUGCGAGAGGGCUUGAACCCGCAGUAUCCGUCGACUUGCAACAAUGCUGCGUGGGCCAUUGGCGAGCUGGCGGUCAAACUUGAAGCCGACUUUGCACCGUUCGUUCCCACCAUUCUUCCAGUGCUGAUUAACAUUCUUGCUCAAAUCAAGUCGCCGCGCUCGCUCCCCGAGACUACCGCCUUGGCCAUUGGCCGCAUUGGCCUCGCCUGCCCCGAUCUCGUUGCCCCUCACCUGCACUUGUUUGCCGAGAAGUGGUGCACGAGCACGCGUGGUAUCAAGGACAAUAUGGAAAAGGACAGCGCCUUCCGAGGCAUGUACGCGCUCGUGUCUCGCAACCCGCACGCCAUCGUCCCUGCCUUUGCUUUCUUUUGUGAUGCCAUCGCGUCUUGGGACGAGGCCAACAUUCAACCUGAUCUCAAGCUGGCCUACUCACAGGCUCUCUUAACAUUUAAAUCUGGCUUUGGUGACGGAUGGCAGCAACUGUUUGCCCAAUUCCCGCCUGCACUCCGAGAGCGACUUGCUCUUCAAUGGGGACUUUAGUAUUCUGUGAUAGUACGACUCCUUCCGCUGCAAUUUGUUUGCCACGAAGGUUCAUUAUGCAAGGAUGCAAUGCGGUAGCACCAUUCUUUAUCCGGUUUUCUUGUUCUGUGUGCUUCUUGUUCGUGGUUUUCUUUAUGUCCUCCUUGUUGGGCCGUGCUCAACGUAGUAGCUGCGCCGCCCUGUCAUUUUCUGAAUAGAUGCUUUUUUUGUUAUUUUCUGAACAGU
Messenger RNA from Capsaspora owczarzaki ATCC 30864, 3092 nucleotides. Its product is annotated as importin beta-2. Gene Ontology annotation, cellular component: nucleus; cytoplasm. The transcript has 12 exons. The coding region runs from base 102 to 2867 and encodes 921 amino acids. NCBI's taxonomy places the organism in Eukaryota, Filasterea, Ministeriida, Capsasporidae. The record is from RefSeq and is a predicted model, not a curated record. Gene Ontology annotation, molecular function: nuclear import signal receptor activity. Gene Ontology annotation, biological process: protein import into nucleus.